UUUUACGACAGCGGCUGCAUGUGGACGGCAGCCGGUUACUAUAAUAUCCCUCCAGCAUCAUGGCAGCGGCGGCGGAUUGUCCCGGCACUGAUGCGGCUUUCCCGGAGACCCGGGGCAGUUCGGCGACGGCAGGUGGCAGCGGGGUCCCGGGAGCUGCUGCCGGGGACAAACCCGUGUGUCUCAUCGUGCUCGGCAUGGCGGGCUCCGGGAAAACCACCUUCGUCCAGAGGCUGACGGCUCACCUGCAUUCCCUCAAAGCUCCUCCAUAUGUCAUCAACCUGGACCCCGCCGUCCACGAGGUCCCUUUCCCUGCAAACAUCGACAUCAGGGACACGGUGAACUACAAGGAGGUGAUGAAGCAGUACGGCCUCGGACCCAACGGCGGCAUCGUGACGUCACUCAACUUGUUCGCCACCCGUUUUGAUCAGGUGAUGCAGUUCAUCGAGAAGAAGCGACAGAAUCACCGGUACGUCCUGAUUGACACUCCAGGUCAGAUCGAAGUCUUCACCUGGUCGGCGUCUGGAACCAUCAUCACUGAAGCUCUGGCGUCAUCCUUCCCCUGUGUGGUGAUCUACGUCAUGGACACGUCCCGCAGCGUCAACCCCGUCACCUUCAUGUCCAACAUGCUGUACGCCUGCAGUAUCCUCUACAAGACGAAGCUGCCCUUCAUCGUGGUCAUGAACAAGACCGACAUCAUUGACCACAGCUUUGCGGUGGAGUGGAUGCAGGACUUUGAGGCUUUCCAGGACGCUUUGAACCAGGAAACCUCGUACGUGAGCAACCUGACGCGCUCCAUGAGCCUCGUGCUGGACGAGUUCUACACCAACCUGAGGGUGGUGGGCGUGUCUGCGGUGACAGGAAGUGGAUUAGACGAGCUGUUUAUGCAGGUGGAGGACGCGGCCAAGGAGUACGAGAGGGACUACCGACCCGAGUACGAACGACUCCGCAAAGAGCUGACCGACGCUCAGAGCAAGAAGCAGCAGGAGCAGCUCGAGCGGCUCCGGAAGGACCUGGGAGCCGUCGACAUGAGGAACACGCCAUCCACAGCAGAUGAAGCCGACAUCGCCGGGCCCAGUGACCUCAUUAUGACACGCGGUAAUCCUGACGAGGAGGCGGUGGACAGCGACACAGACGACAUCGACCACGCCGUGACGGAGGAGAGCAAGGAGACCGAAGCCUUCGGAAACUUCCUGAAGGAGAGGAUGGAAGUGGUUCAGGUCCGAAACAGGAAGUGUAUGAUGCCCGAGGAUCCCUGACCUCAGAGGUUUCCCUCUGCAGGACACAGACUCAGACUAUUACCUGGAGCAGAUCUUCCACUGCUGACGCACCUCGUCACAGGUUCAGACACGACGAAGCGAGGGCUGAACUUCCUGUAUGAUCAGGUGACCUGAUUGGCUGCUCCUUCCCAAAAUGAGAGAGAGAACUAUAUUUUUAUAUCUUCUGUUCCAUUACUAUUGGCUUUGUUUGUGAAAGUACUGAAAGGAUUUAUGGCAUGUAAAAUAAAAUGAGCUCUGAUAUCAGAA
Maylandia zebra (zebra mbuna) is the source of this 1523-nucleotide messenger RNA. RefSeq names its product GPN-loop GTPase 1 (gene gpn1). Gene Ontology annotation, molecular function: GTPase activity; ATP hydrolysis activity. NCBI's taxonomy places the organism in Eukaryota, Metazoa, Chordata, Actinopteri, Cichliformes, Cichlidae. The record is from RefSeq and is a predicted model, not a curated record.